Messenger RNA from Gadus macrocephalus (Pacific cod), 3682 nucleotides. It is a transcript of the gene dbh, whose product is annotated as dopamine beta-hydroxylase (dopamine beta-monooxygenase). Gene Ontology annotation, cellular component: secretory granule membrane. Gene Ontology annotation, biological process: dopamine catabolic process; norepinephrine biosynthetic process; octopamine biosynthetic process. Lineage: Eukaryota; Metazoa; Chordata; Actinopteri; Gadiformes; Gadidae. Gene Ontology annotation, molecular function: copper ion binding; dopamine beta-monooxygenase activity. Bases 933 to 2783 code for a protein of 616 amino acids. The transcript is spliced from 12 exons. The record is from RefSeq and is a predicted model, not a curated record.
ACAACCAAGCCCAACACAACGCAGCCAGGGCUGUAAGCGGCUGUUGGGCCAUUACGCACACGUCAGAACACGAGCCCGGACGAGCUGCCGAGCUAUCAGAGACCUCCCAUCAGCAGGGAAGGUGUGAUUGCUUACAUAUAGAUAUCUGUCGGCUGUCAAUCAGCAAACAUCCAGUGUAGGUCUGAGGACAAAGGUAUACAUACAACUGACAUAACAGAAGUUAUUGUAUUACUCAAUGUGAAGCAUUUUACCAAUUGUUCUUGUGUCUGACGUCAUAGCGAACAUAUGUUUCAGGAGAAACUCACCAUACGUCCAUUUAACUAUACGUCUGACAUUUUGGGAGCAUGAUUUGGGCAUGAGCUGUGAGGGAGAUCGAAAGUGCAAUAAAGUCUAGUUAGUCCAGGCCGAUUGUUGUUGAUCAUGUCCAUGGAUCAAUUUAGAUCAAUUAGGACCUGGCAGAUGUGCAGAAUCAUGGCUGACCCCGGGGCUUAAAGAAAAACAAUCCUAUUUUCCCCAACAGACCUAAUGCCAUUAGCCUGCAGUCCGCACAUAAAUGGAAAGGACAAAAGGGAGGGGUUUCCUUAAAAAGCAGAGACAGAAAAACAGAGAUGAGACCAAAGGAAGAGCAGUGACACUGUCGGGAGAAAGAACAUACAAGGACUUUAUGGGAAAAAAUUGGAAAAACAACGUUUACAUAUUUUUCUAGCGGAGGACGAUGAAAAACUGAAAAAGAUUUGAGUGCUGGACAACUUUCCAUCAUCAAGAGACACUUUUUCACCUAACUGCACAGUUGGACAUAAAAAUACAUCUGCGAUGUCAUCUCUUUAUUAACUAACAAAGUAACAAAUUAGCAUUCAACGCAUCAAACUCACCGGAAAAUAGCCCAGUUCAUUGGUCCAUGAACAAGGGAAAGCGACCCCGUUAGAGAGGCUAUGAGUAUAUUCACCGGGACCUUUCGCCUGCAGGACAUCACCAUCAUGUACUUCACAGCCCUGGCUGCGCUGGUUCUCAUCCUGGUGGCGUCGUACCAGGCCCCGGCCAGAGCCAUCAACCCCCUGGACCCCUCGUCCAGCCCCCGGGCCCCCGCGCCUCCUGCUCUGCCCAUGCCCUUCCACGUGCCACUGGACCCCCGCGGUGACCUCCAGCUGGCCUGGAACGUCAGCUACGCCACGCAAGAGGUCUACUUUGAGCUGACGGUGGCCCACAUACAGCACGGCGUGUUGCUGGGCAUGUCCGACCGCGGGGAGCUGACCAACGCCGACCUGGUGGUUCUGUGGGACGACGGAGCCAAGAGCUACUUUGGGGAUGCAUGGAGUGAUGCAGAGGGUCAUGUAACUCAGGACCAACAACAGGAUUACCAGCUGCUGGAGGCCAGCCAGACCCCCCAGGGCUUCCACCUGCUCUUCAAUAGAUCAUUCAGCACCUGCGACCCCAGGGACUACCUCAUCCAGGAUGGUACGGUCCACAUCAUUUACGGUCUCCUGGACCGUCCCAUCGCGUCCCUGGACCGGCUCAACCUGUCCCUCAUCCAGACGGGGAUGCAGCGGGUGCUGAUGCUGCGGCCGGACGGCCCGGCGCCCUCCCUGCCCCCCGACGCCCAGACCCUGGAGGUCCUGGCGCCCAACGUCACCAUCCCGGGCAAGGAGACCACCUACUGGUGCUCCGUCCAGCAGCUGCCCCUGAACAUGCCCCGCAACCACAUAGUCAUGUACGAGUCGGUGAUCACCCCGGGCAACGAGGCCAUCGUCCACCACAUGGAGGUGUUCGAGUGUUCCCCCGACAUCCCGGACGUCCCGAGCUACAGCGGGCCCUGUGACGACAAGAUGAAGCCCAGCAAGCUCAACUUCUGCCGCCACGUCCUGGCGGCCUGGGCCAUGGGGGCGGAGGCGUUCUACUACCCACCAGAUGCAGGUCUUCCUCUCGGCGGUCCGGGCUCUUCCAGGUUUCUACGGCUGGAGGUCCACUACCACAAUCCCCUGCUGCUCUCCGGCCGGCGUGAUACCUCCGGGGUACGCUUGUAUUACACCCCCAGUCUGCGGCGCUACGACGCGGGGAUCAUGGAGCUGGGGCUGGUCUACACUCCCAUCAUGGCGGUGCCUCCGAGACAGCGCGCCUUCGACCUCGCCGGCUACUGCAACUCCAAGUGUACCCAGACCGCGCUCCCUCCAGGUGGGAUCCAUAUAUUUGCGUCCCAGCUCCACACCCACCUGGCGGGGAGAGGGGUCCGGACUGUUCUGGUGAGGGGAGGAGUGGAGCUGGAGGUCGUACAAGAAGACCAGCACUACAGCACACAUUACCAGACCAUCAGAAUGCUAAGGAAGAUGGUCAGUGUAUUACCUGGAGACGUGCUGGUGACCAAGUGCACGUACAACACAGAAGAUCGGAGCGGACCUACGGUGGGAGGCUUCGGCAUCAUGGAGGAGAUGUGUGCGAACUACAUCCACUACUACCCCCGCACUCAGCUGGAGCUGUGCAAGAGCCACGUGGACGCCGACUACCUGCAGAAGUACUUCAGCUUCAUCAACAGGUUCCAAGGUAGAGACCAGUGUGUGUGUGGUGAGGCCGGGGUGACGCAGCAGUUCUCUGCUCUGCACUGGGACCCAUUCAGCGGCGAGGUGCUGGACUCCCUGUACAACAACGCCCCCAUCUCCAUGCACUGCAACCAGUCGUCUGCACGCCUCUUCCCUGGGCAGUGGGACCACCAGCCUCUCCCGGAGGUCACCUCUGUGCUCCAGCAGCCCCUGUACCCGUGUGAGGGAGGAAGGCUAAACCCAGGGAACUAACCACCCCCCUAUCCGGACCCGGGCAGACUGAAGGGCGUGGCCGGGGUCCCACAGGGGUUGAUGACCUCACAUUGGCUUCACCAUGAUGUCUUUGCUUCUCUGAAACUGAAGGGUUCAUGUGGCCCUGGAGGAGUGAUGUCCCCAUUAUAUUAUAUAUUAAGAGCACUAAUAAAAAAUACAAUCAAAUAAAUUGAAAUAACUGGGAGCCUGACUUGCAUGAUCCUGAAGUAAGAAUUGUGUAAGAAUAUACCUUUAUAGCCUCCAGAGUGUUUACAUUGUUUAAGUCUCAUGAUACAGCGUGGUAGGCUGCAAAUGUAAGGGGAUGUGCAACAGCUUUCUCACACAAAGGAUUGUGAUUGCUGGAUUAAACGGGCAAAUAAUUUGUAGCAGGCAUAUAUUCUAAAAGCUAAAAGCCGGGCAAGCAUAUUCUUUUAAAUCAUCUUUGAGUUCACUGAGAUGCUGUUGGAACCUCAGAGAGUCUACCAUAAAGGGCGAACCCUGACUAACAUUUUAACAAGCGAACUGGCCAUAGCGCCACCUGUUGGCAAACACACCAUUUUGUUCUGCAUUUAACCCUGAUACAAAUGUCAUCUUCUAUACUUGUGUAAUGUAUAUUAAGUGAGUAAAUGUUUUCAUUUUUGUUAUGUAUUUAUUGAAACAGCACCGAUUGAUACAUUUAUUAUGUACAGAAACGCUUGCAGAACAUUAGAAAAACAGGACGGUUUUUGACUUAUAUUUUACAUCCGUCAUCGUGACCCAAGUUACGCUUCAUUCUUAGCAACUGUUUUGUGACUGACGAACUUUCACCAAUACACCACUUGCCAUGAAUCUCCAUUAUUCAAGCGAGAACAUAGAAUUAUACUAUUUAAAACACACAGUCAAAAGGUCCAGCACAUUAA